Molecule: messenger RNA, 2130 nt
Organism: Penicillium atrosanguineum
Lineage: Eukaryota; Fungi; Ascomycota; Eurotiomycetes; Eurotiales; Aspergillaceae
Exons: 1
Coding region: 1-2130 (709 amino acids)
Biological process (GO): nuclear envelope organization
Cellular component (GO): nuclear envelope; meiotic nuclear membrane microtubule tethering complex
Molecular function (GO): protein-membrane adaptor activity
Source: RefSeq, a predicted model, not a curated record
AUGCCUCUCAAAGCCGCAAACAAACUCGGUAAGGGGUAUGCUUAUGCCUCUUCUGGAGACGAGUUCGAGACAUUACUUGGUAACUCCCCAGGCGUAGCCUUACCAGCUGUUCCGAUCGCAAACUCCUGGAAUUAUGGUGCUCAAACAACAUCAGCUUUGCCCACCCAGUCCCCAGUAGAUCCAAACGUUGGCCCAGUCCACAUUGCCAAAAGGAUCGAGGCAGGUAUUGAGAUUGCACAGAAACGAGACUCGCCAAGCCGACAACGAAGACAAUCCGAGAGGCGGACUCGGCGAAAAAGGGAGCCCACCCCCGAUCAAACCCAGCUCCAGCAGGAUCUUGACGGAUUCGCAUCACCUACUCCUUCACCUCCUGUCCGGAAUUCAGUAUCUACAGAUUCAAGUCCUGAGGAAGAACCGCCUCGUCAACGUCGCUUGUCAGUCAUGUCGAACGAGCCAUUAUAUCCGUCACCGCUUCAGCGCGCUGGGGACCGUCUGAAUGGUGCUUCUGUCAGGAGCAGCCCUGAUCGUGAAAGUUCGGUAGACAAUGUAUCUGAACUGUCAUGGGACCUGGAACGCGAUAUCCACGGGGAUGAUCUGCAACGAACCCGGCCAAGCAAAUACCGUGGUGAACGUCACGGCAAGAACAUCACUAAGCCUCCUCGUCGUCCCUCUGGGCUUGGCCUGGCCAUGACCCAGGAAACAAUUGAAGAGGAGGAAGAGCCAUCUUCGGAGGAGGAAGAACCAGCAGAAUCAGAAUCAAAAUCAGAAUCAGAAGAGGAUGACGACGACGAGGAGAAAGUCGAAGAAGCCGAGGAGGUUGCCAUAGAACCAGAUGCUGAACCUGUUCCCAGCUCAUGGACCGCACCAGUGCGGACAAUUAUUCCUUCAAUCUUCCGACGCUCUCAAUCUGCCGAAGCCAUAUCCGAAUUGGAAUUUUCUAAAUCGCCCCAGCCGCCCAAAGAUAGUCUAUCUCGACAAUGGUUCCCUUCAAUCAGACCGACGAGCCGCGAUGGUCAGCCCCCAAAGCCAACGUCAAAGUCAAAUCGCACCAACUGGAUCAGAACUGGUCUUGUCUUGUUGCUCUCGGUGGCUCUUGUAUUUGCACUCCAAGGGGGUCUUUUGGCUGCGCUUCCACAUGAUAUAAUGUCGAAACUUCGCUGGUCUAUGCCUUUCGGCCAACCCCGAAUCAAUUUACCUCCAAAUAUCACCGAAUCCGAAAUAUUCCACGGCUUCACAGACCAGGUUUCGAAAAUGAACACUCAAAUCUCGUCCAUUUCACGCGAGCUUAGCAGUGUUCGAUCAGAACAUGCCAACGCCCCUCGCCCUAGUGACAUUCAUGUUCCAAUCGUCGUGAGCCCGCGGCAUCCACCUAAAAUCAACUUCCUAUCCCCAGCCAUGGGAGCGAUAAUCGACCCAGCCAACACCGCCCCCACCGCUAGCGAAAACCAUCCCUCCUACUACAAGCGUGUCGUGAUGAGAAUGUUCCGUCUCGGUGCCAACUUUGGUCGAGGCCCUCUCCCUCCCGUGGCUGCUCUGUCACCAUGGGAAGAAACGGGAGAUUGCUGGUGCAGUACACCUCGUGAAGGAGUAUCCCAGCUCGCGGUCCUGCUUGGCCGUGAUAUCGUUCCUGAGGAGGUGAUAAUCGAACACGUCCCCGCCAGCACCACCCUCCAUCCAGACUCAGCACCUAAGGAAAUCGAAAUGUGGGCGCGCUUCCGCGUCAUUCCCCUGGACCAAGAAGAUAACACCAAGGGGUCCUGGUGGCCAUUGUCCUCAAAGAAGAGAACCCGACCCGUAGACCCCCCAUCCGCUCGAGAAGAAGGACUCGGGGGUUACAAUAUCCCCGGCGAGAAAUCGCUGCACGAUGUGCUCAUGAGCUCCCUUCGCGUCUCGAACGCCUUCGAUCCCGAAAACAGCUACUCAGACGACCCUGUCCUCGGCGCGAACUUCUACCGCGUCGGGAAGAUGGAGUAUGAUAUUCACAGCGAGUACAAUAUCCAGCGGUUCGCGCUUAACGCCAUCGUUGAUAUCCCGACUGUCCGGGUGGACAAGGUGGUUUUCAGAGUGAAGUCGAAUUGGGGCUCUGAUAUUACCUGCAUCUAUCGGAUUCGGCUGCAUGGGCAUCUUUGA